Drosophila teissieri is the source of this 12061-nucleotide messenger RNA. It is a transcript of the gene Vps13D, whose product is annotated as vacuolar protein sorting-associated protein 13D. The record is from RefSeq and is a predicted model, not a curated record. Gene Ontology annotation, cellular component: extrinsic component of membrane. The coding region runs from base 195 to 12011 and encodes 3938 amino acids. Gene Ontology annotation, molecular function: protein binding. Gene Ontology annotation, biological process: mitochondrion organization; protein retention in Golgi apparatus; protein targeting to vacuole. NCBI's taxonomy places the organism in Eukaryota, Metazoa, Arthropoda, Insecta, Diptera, Drosophilidae. The transcript is spliced from 18 exons.
ACCUAUGAAACCACCUGUUUAUUCAACCACAAUCCAUUUCCACAACCUGUUCCGAUUCCAAUGGUUCCAUUUGUGACUCGGCAAUAUUUAUGCGGUGUAGAUAGUCCCCAAUCAUAUGUUUAUAGUUUUGGUGUUAGGGAAUGAAUUAAAAACAAAUAUUUAAUAGGAUUAGCGUCAGUGGUUAAUAAACAAGCAUGUUACGAGACCUGAUAACGUGGGUGCUGAAUACGUAUCUGGGAAAGUAUCUGGAGAACUUGAAUUCUGCCCAAUUGUCGGUGGCCCUGCUUUCGGGCGAAGUUGAGCUCGAGAACAUACCCAUACGCAAAGAUGCCCUCCGCUCGUUCAAUUUGCCGGUCGAAGUCACCGCCGGCACAAUCCGCAAAAUCAAACUCGAGAUUCCCGUCCGCCAGUUUAGGACCUCGCCAUGGUGCAUCUCCAUCGAAGGCCUGUUCUGCAUUAUCUGUCCAAAGAACCUGGACAACUGGGACUACGAGAAGGAGAAGGUGCAGGAUCUGGAGUACAAGCUGGCCGUUCUGGACACAGCAGAAGCGGGCUGGCGGUCCGAAAAGGGCAAGCAAAUGGAGUCCUACUACUUCUCGUCCUACAACAACUGGCUGAAGUACGGCACCAACAUGGCCACCAACAUCAUUGACAACAUUGAACUCAAGAUAUCCGAUGUCCACUUUCGCUUUGAGGACAUCGUGGACACCGGCAAGAGCAAGAUAUGCACGGGGAUCAAGAUCGGAUCUCUGACCGCCCAGAGCUGCGACUGUGAUUGGACCAAUGGGUCUUAUAAAAUGACCAAUAACGAAAUGAACUACAAGCUGGUGGAGCUCAAAGAGCUCUCGGUCUACUGGGAUCUGUUGCACGAGGACAUCAAAUGUCAGUCGUACUCCAACCAGGAGAUCCUCGAAAAAAUGCACUCUACCUGCGAGCUGAGAGCCCACAACUUCAUCAUCAAACCCAUUUGUGCAACGGCCAGGUGGAAGCGCGAUAAAUGCCAGCAAGUGAUACGUACCAAAGACAAACCCAGGGUUUCCUGUGAACUCCUGGUUCCCGAGGUGGUCAUAGACAUCUCCAAGGUCCAGCGACUCCAAAUGUUAGAUAAGCUCUCAGAAAUCCGUCAAGUUAAGGAAGUUCGACAAUACAGGCUAAAGCGACCCACUUGCACCGUAGAAAGUAAUCCAACCUCAUGGUGGAAAUACGCCACCAUUUGCCAUGGAUAUGACUUUAAGAAAAAUGAGGAAAAGUGGUUAAUGCUCAAGGAAAAUCUUCGUUACAUGCUGCUAUACAAAUCAAUUAUAUUAAAUCCAAACGAAAAUCUAUCCGCUGCAGAUAAAGAGUUUAAAGCCUACAUCGAGAGCGAUAGAAAGAUCUCGGAUUUAACCAUAAUGAGAAGGAUAUGCUUUGAGAAAGUGUUUACGAAAGGUUUUGCCUUUGAAUCACAGAACGAGCAGGGAAAGAAUAUGCUCUUUCAUUGGUUUCCAAAUUGGAUGGGUUGGUAUGCAAACAGUCCAAGUACCCCAAAUAAUGAACAGGAUGAAUCCCUGAAACAUUUGGAAGAUGAUAUUCUCGUUGCGUUGGAAAACUCACUUCAGAACUCUUCUGAUUUAAAAAGCGAUGCUGUCUUCGGACACUUUUCAAUCAAGCUCCUCAAAGGACUGGUUAUCCUUCAGACCGAAGAUAAAUUAAAUGAUGGCAGAAAUAAGUCUAUGGAAAUGCAAUUCAAUAACUUCUCCGCCUACCUUCAACUCAGCCCACAGUUAACUUCUUACACUGUGGGCAUAUCCCUGCAAGAAGUAUACUUGAUAGACAAAACCAGUAGUGAUACGAUGCACAAUUAUUUAAUUAAGCCACAAACAGGGAAUACAGCUACACCAAACCAAGUAGUAAAGAAUGGUCUCCAGGAGGAUACCCUUUUUCAAUUACAAUACGAAAAUUGUAAUCACUUACGCUUUCAGCUGAACAUUAAAUCAAAAGGUUUGGAUCUUAUCUAUAAUGAGGAUGCGAUCCAGUGGCUUUUAGAUUUCCUGGCCGAUUCAAAUUCCUAUAAAUACUCACCGCGCAAUAGAGCCACGGAGAAAACUGACUUUAUGAAGAACUGGAAUCAAAUGUUUAGUGGAAAUGAGGUAAAUCGAAAAAUUUGGAUGUUUGAAAUUGAAAUUUUCGCGCCUCGAAUAAUAUUCCUGGAGAACUACAAAGUUAGCAAUUCGCUUAUGGUUUUGCUGGAUUUCGGAAAACUGGAAAUGAGGAAAAUGGAGGUUAAGAGAGUUAUACCUGUGAUAGAGUCGGCUGCAACGGAAAACACAAGCGAUGACGAUGAAACCUAUUUGACUCCAUGUUCGACUCCGCCUGCAUCGGAAAAAAGUGGUUCUGACUCUCCCACGCUGCUUGAAAAUCCACAAACGGAGAGCUUUCUGAACAAAAAUGUUCAAUUGGAGUACGUUUUGCACAAUAAGAUUUACGAUAAAUACUUGAUCAACUUUACAAACCUUCAAGUGCUGGUUUGCAAAUACGAAGAAAGGUGGCAAGCUUGCUUAAAAACAUCGUCGAAUUUUCAUCUGAUUGAUAAGUUUAAUAUUAACCUAACGCUCGAGCAAAGGAAUAUCUUCACCGUCGAUCCGGAAUAUCCAUCAUUUAUGCUCUUUGGCACCUGCCCAACCAUAUUAAUUCACGGGAACGAGGAACUCAUAAACAAUUGUUGCAACAUUAUAAAACCCAUCAUAAAGGCUUCAAAGGAAAUGGAGAACAUUUACCGAGGAGGCAACACGAUUUACGCAAGCGAAAGAAUUAAAAACCUUGCGGAAGACGAUAGAAGCCGAGUCGUCAUAGAGUUCGUAAUGGACCAACUGGUGAUCGAGAUGCAAUCGACCGAAAGGAGUAUUGCUGAGCUCCAAAUUAUUGGCGCACGAGCUGGACUAACAAAAGAACCGCAUGAGACGAAUAUUUCCAUGUCGGUUCACGGAUUACUCUUAGUAGAUGCCAUUCAGUCUUUCGGUCCCGAUUUCGAACUUUUGGUGGCUAGUCAUCGUCAUGUCGGAAUGGAUAGUUUAUCUGGCAGCCUAAAACAUAGUGCAAUUGUUUCGCCAACUUCGCCUGGAUCGCCAAAUUUUUUUGAUAGGGCUACUAGUCCGCACAUGAUUACAAAAGCAGUUCAAAAUAUUAAAAUGGGAGAUAGAUCCACAGAAUUCUGCGACGAUGAGGACUCAACAGCGCUCAUCUCGGUUGACAUCAAAAUUGUUCCACCCAACGAAAGCAAUUCAAUGCAACAGCACACCACAAACAUCACAUUCAACAGCUUGGACAUAAUUGGUAGGUGUAAUGCACAAUAUUAUAACCCAAGACCUAUAACUAUUUCCAACGUAUUUAUUUCAGCCAAUCAGGACACUAUUCUUGAAAUUCUAAACUUCGCUAAAAGAACCCUUCUAGCACAAAAUAUCUUUCCAAGCGAAAGUCCUGAACCACCACAGGAAGCAACUGAAGCACCAGUUGAUGUGGUUGACCAAGUUGAUCAUAGGAAUCAUAACGAGAUAUUCUUUGAUUUCUUCCGACUAAAUAUUCUGCUUUUGUACACCAUCAAGAGGGACAAAUUUAAUGUUGGUCGAAAAGUUGGAACUGUUACGCUGACGGAAGCUAAAAUCAAUGCAUCGUUUCAAUCGGACUUAAAAAUUCUCGGAUCCCUUGGUGGAAUACAAGUUAUCGACAUUACUUCUGAAGCGUUUUGCCAUCCAAGAAUUCUUUCUGUUGGCCGCGAUCAAAUUUUGAGAGCUUCCGACACAAAUAAGCAAACUGUUCUUAGUCAGCUUUCCAAUGAAAUAUACUCAAAUAAUUACAACGAGGAAAAGAGCGACGAAAGUGAUGCAAUAGGUUUUCAAAGCCACUGGAGUGACAAGACUACUUGCACUUUCCAAAUGCGAAUGGCAUCGGCUUCAUAUACUCAUUGUCCCAGGUUUUUGCGGGAUGUAAAUGCGUGCAUAACGUAUUUUAAGAGGAGCUUGCGAGAAUUCGCCACCUCCAUUGGUAAUAAAGCUACAGAUAUGGCCAAGGAGUUUGUGCAACAGGUUAGGGCAGUCGAGCAAAUUGGACCAGUUUACCCACAGCGAAAUCGCCAGGACAAUUGGCUUGAUAUAAUAAUCAGUAGUCCCAUAAUCAUUCUGCCCAUUUCGAACACAAGUACAAAUGUUUUGAUAGCCAAUUUGGGAAAGAUAAGUUGCUCCAAUGCAGUCAAAUGCGAUUCGGAUGACUUUAACGAGUCCUACACAAUUGAAAUUAAAAACACAUACGUAUACUCCUUGAACAUUGAUGAAGGGGAGUAUAGUUUCAAUGUUCACCCUGCCAAAAAUAAGGACGCAAUUCCCAUAUUGCAUGACACAGCAAUUACCUUGCAUCUUUAUGCCGGAUACAGUGACGACAAUGAUGAAGACAAACAACUAAAUAGAUUCUCAAUAAAAGGAAGUAUGGUUGAGGCCCUAAAAGUAUCGCUUAACCGGAAACAAUAUGAGUUACUUUUGGAAUCCAUUCGGUACGCAACUAAUUUCUCAAAUGAGGUUUUAAAUGAAUCGGAAGAUCUGGACCAAAACGGAGAUAUUGAACCCACUUCGAAUAGUGAUGACGAAUCCAUUAUAAGCACAACUAUUCAGUUCUCAGUUCCCGUAUUUCAAAUUAACCUGCAGAAUGAAUAUCACAAUGAUUUGAUAAAUUUAACAUUUAAAGACUUUAAUGUAAAACAUGUUUCGAAAGGAUUUGACAAGGAUGUGGAAGUCGUAUUGAAGUCGGUGCUAAUGGAGGAUCUAAAGUCGGAUUUAACAUCACCGUUUAGAAAUAUGGUGACUUCUGUGGAUCUUGAACAGAAGAUUAAGAAAAAUGAAAUGACAUCCUCUUCGUGUCCUGACCUACCGAGCUAUUGUAACUCACUAAAAAACCGAUCCAGCUCCGUUCCUUCCUGCUUCUACAAUCACAUGCAGGUUAAAGUCUUUGGCGGAGACAAAAAGCAUACAUCGUGCAACAAAAAUGAGCUGGGCAGAAAAAAAGAAAGUCAAACUUUGGUGAUUUACAAAUCCCAUACCGGAAGACCCGCUCAAAAUGGUAAACUGGAGCAAACAAGUUCCAUUCAAUUUAAUUGCUUGAAUUUGGCCAUUUGCGUUGAGCGUUGGUAUACUAUAUUCGACUUCUUUGGACUUGUUUCCGUUGAAAACUUCAAUGAAAAGUACCCGGAGGAGAAGAAACUCGUUGAAAAACAUAUUGACAAACUUUGUAGUAAGCUGAAGGUGUCUAUAAGGAGCUUCAACUUUACAUUGAUUCGGAAUGAGUCCCUCUUAUCCAGAGUCAAUGUGUCCAAUGCUGUAUUCAUGAUUCUUCAGGACCCCUUCUCCAAAAUCGUUGAAGGCUGCUUGGGAUCCGUGUCUGUUAAUGAUCUUACCAAAUACGGAAACAUUUAUAAACAGAAGUUUAGUACGAGUGGCACGGAAGCUUUGAACUUUGUUUAUAAAAAAAAACUCGUCGAUCUGGAUGCAUUAAAGACUUUGGACACCGACUCAACCCUGAGAAUUAACAUGUCUGCAGUACAUUAUAUACACACAAAGCGUUUUUCAACUGAACUACAUGUUUUUGUUAAAGAUCUACUGCAAUUGCAAACGCCUGUUAUAAGAAAACUGAAGAAACAUGGAGGUGAACAGAAUAUGCGUCCAUCGAAAAUGAAGCUAGUGAUUCAAGCAGACUCUCCAGUUAUAGUGCUUCCAUCGUCCUAUAACAGAAAUGAAGUUAUAAUCGCAUACCUUGGACAGUUUUCUCUGAAAAAUAGUUUCCAUUUUGCCAGUGACAACAAUAUAAUAAGCAAAACGAGUGCACCGCAAAGCAAAGAUGAAAUCCUGGAUGUAAUGCGCAUCGACCUGGUCAAUAUAAACCUAUUCUCCGGAGAAAGAAGCUCAAUGAAGGCUAAAGCUGAUCAGGAGAAAAAUCGAAUUAUUAUCGCUGAUAUGAACUUUCUACGAUUGGGUCAGCCGUUCUUUAAUGAGUCGUGCUUCCUUCACCUGCAGUUGGAGAGAAACCUUUCGGCAGAUGUUCAUCGCGUCUGUCCAGACAUCAGUGUUCAAGGAACCUUCUCCAAAUUGAGCGGCAUCAUCAAUAUUCAGCAAUACAAACUGAUUCGAAGUUUUUUGAACAACAAUAUUGGAGAACAAACCGAUGAUAUUUACAUGAACUACCACAAUAACAGUUGCACAUCUAUUGAACGUCUCUCUACCAUUAACCUUUUACCAAAAACUGAAGUGUCUAAAAUAGUGUCCAUUCUAAUUUCGAUUCGAAUUUUACUGGAAGACGUGUCACUGCUCCUGGCUUUGAAUACUUCACAAAGUUCUGCUCUAGAACCUUUGGCAUGUAUCCACUUUUUGAAAUCCACUCUGGAAAUCGACUUGUUCAGCGACGGUUCACAGGAUAUAGAUCUAAUAUCGAGCAACAUUCUGAUUGUUGACGAAAGGAAUGAAAGCGACAAGAGCAACGGAAAUGUGUUCAAAAACAUAUUAGAGCCGUCCAAAAAAGAGGUGCGUGUCGAGAAUUCCGUGCAGGUCGAAAUCCAUUGCAGGAAAAAAGCCAACUUCUCCAAGUACACAAUAAUGCUCAAUAACAUGAGAGUGUUUGCUCUCUUCAGUUUUCUGGAUCAGUUAAAAUCAUAUUUGCAAGAAGACUCACCGGCACCAGUAGUAAAUAAUGUGGCAAAUCAGAUAACUCAAAAGCCUCCGACCGACACUAGCAUUUCCACAGAAUACGUGGUAAAUAUUACAGAUUCGGAGAUUAUAUUCGCAGAGGAAUGCAGUCGCCUGGACUCGAAUGCAAUCAUUUUGAAAAGUACAACUGUCAUUUGUUAUAAGCCGAAUAGCAAUAUUGUGCCUCUAUCCUUGGACAUUAACCACUUGGAAAUAUUUUCCUGCACCCUGGACGCCGAAGAGGAAAGUGCUUUGUCCAUAAUCGAUCCCUUCACGUUGAUUAUAGAACUGCGGAGUAAUUGCUUGCACAUACUAAUUCAAAAACAUCUAAAUAUUCGACUUUCUUAUGUGGAUGUUAAAUUGUUUUCGAGAAUGGCGCAACUGCUGCCCACACAAACAUCGCGAUCGAAGAACGUUAUAUCCAAGGCUGAUUCGGAUCUGGAGAAGGUGGCCCCGCUCGUGGCGAUGGGCUUCGAGCUUUCCGACUGCCUGUACGCCAUGCAGGUAAAUAAUUGGAGGAUCAACGACGCUGCCAUUUGGCUGUCCCAGCAAAAACAGAACACCCACCGAAAUCCCGCUCUGGAAAUGAAAACCGCUGUGGUGGACGCCAGUCUCAUAUCGGUGUUCAUAAUUGAUGAUUGCAUGGACGCAGAUGUGCCACUGCUAGAGGUUUCGCUCUCGAAGUUCCUGCUCAACUUUACUUUCCAAACCCAGGAUCCCAAUCCCAAGGAGACAAAUAUUCGACACUAUAGCUUGGGUAAUAUCGACACAGAAGUGUCCGUGAACUAUUAUAAUCGUCGUCUGAGUGGAUGGGAGCCAGUGGCAGAGACGUGGGAGUCCAAUUUGAAAUGGAAGUACACCAAGGGUCACCUGGAUAACAAAAAGCGAUUUGAGAUUGGCGUUUCCAGCAAGCAGAUGCUUAAGUUGAAUGUGACAUCCACAUUUAUCGAACUGUUUCACAUGGUUCGGAACAACUGGACAAACGAUUUCAAUGACAAUGCAGCUAAGAACUUUAGACAACGUUCGCCAUUUAUUCCCUUCGCCCUUCAAAACCUCAGCGGAACACCACUUCUAUUUAAACCGAUUUACGCCCCACUUGGCGAUUUGACGUGCUCCGACUUACAGCAGUUUGAAUUGAUUAAGAACUGGUACUCCGUGCAGCCCAACGAAACCAAAACAUUUGAUUUCAGCCAGAAAAGUAAACUCAGACACGUGCACUCUCACCAAUUGAAUCUACACCAGAUUUUCGUACAAAUCCACGGCUGGACAUUGAUCGGACCCAUAUCGGUGGACAAAGUGGGCAUGUUUUUCCGAACCACAAAAUUGGACUCGCAGUUUUUAACGAAAAGCCGGAUAGUUUUCGAUAUAUCCUUGAUUGGAUCUGCCCAGAAGCUCAUCAAAGUGAAGUCAUCGUUGGGCGUGAUAAACAAAAUGGAUCGGAAUGUAUUCCUGAAAAUGUCCUUGAAGGGCACUCACAGCGAUGGACUGAGUUCAAUAAGUGUUAUAAAACCCAAUGACGAACUAUCUGUGCCGCUCAAGUUUAUCGAUGCCUCAUUAUAUGUGGCACAUAAUACGAGUGAGAGCGACGCCUAUGAUGACACUGGUUUUAGCAAUGAGGAAAUCUUGUGGAAAGCCUGCGCAAAGGAGGACACUCGGCAGCUUCUGUUUGGCUACGAUAAUAACAAGAGUGUAGUGUACACUUUGGUGAACAUAAGCAGGGAAAUAUCUCACCUUAAGGAACAGAAUCUACCGGGUCACAAGAUUACGCUUCUGCCACCACUAAAGAUAAACAAUAUGCUCUGCUGUGACCUGAUGUUCAAGAUCCAUGAGCAUGCCACCGGCAGAAUAAACUCAUCGGAAAGUGUUAACAUCUACAACGUCAAUAUUUACCAGUCCCUGAACCUGAGCAUCACACUGGACAACUUUCAGCUUUCUGGCCAACUUAAGAUACCCGUGAACCACAAGGGCGUUAUAGAACCGAAAUUGAAAUUGUUUGACAUUAAAAAGAGGGAGCUGCACUUGCGCGUCUCCAUACAAUCGGUGCAAGGCAAGGGAAUGGAACUUUAUAUCAGUGCUCCUGUUUGGAUAAUCAACAAAACAGGACUUCCCCUCAUUUAUAAACAAGAAGGAACCAAUCAUACAGCAGCUGGGCAAUUCGAGGAGCACGAAACUGCGCGGCAAGUGGCACCUCUAAUGUUCUCAUUUUCGGACCAGGAAGGAUCUCCGGCACUGGUGCUGCGAUUGGGAAAUGCUUAUGGCUCCAACAAUUUGUGGUGCAAAAGUUUUAGUACGCACAAGGAUUUAGCCGACAGGGAUUUGCGUGCAGAAAACACAAGGGGAAGCUAUGCGAUUGGUAUCAGCGUCAGGAGGGGCAGAGGACUCUAUGCUUGUACCACCUUUGUGACGCUGUCUCCCAGAUUCCAUCUGCACAAUCGCAGUGGCUUUAAGCUGGAGUUUAUGCAACUCUGCGACAUUGCUAACUAUGACCGUCCGGAUCCGCGUAAGAUUAUAUCAGCACCUAUCGAUUGCAACUUCGCUUUCCAUUGGCCCAACUGGGAUCAGGAGCAGAUUAUUUGCGUACGAAUUCCGGAGAUCGAGUGCUGCUGUUGGUCAAAGGGAAUUCCCAUUAGGGAUGUGCAAAGCUUGUACAUCAAUGUGCGAAAUGAGUGGGGAGAAAUGUUUUUCCUUCGAUUGGAAAUCAUCUCAAAGGAUGCUACUUUCAUACUUUUAUUCACCGACGCACGAACCUUACCACCACCGAUUCGAAUUGAUAAUUGUUCGGAAGUUGUCAUCAAUUUCUCACAGCUGCGAUCGAAGCCCGUUUGGAUUACGCCAGUUAGGCCGCAAUCCUCCUUAUCCUAUGUCAUGGAUGAUCCAUUGGGUGAACAGAUUUUGCUUAUGGAGGCACCUGGAGGAAACAUGAUAGAGUUCCCGAUCAACAACAAAAACAACACUAAGCAUACAUUAACGUACACCAACUUCAUUUACAUCGCAUUUCAAGGAACUUUUGAGCGAUCGAAUGAGGAGGAAAACACGCACAGGCAAUUGGUGUUGGGCGUACGUGGUAAGAAGGUUGUGAUAGUUGAGAAAAACUCGGGCGAUCGCUCGCAAUUGUGGCUGAUGAACUCGAAUGGCCAAUUGGAGCAUGAAGGAUCCACUCCACCGAUUCAAACGAAUGAUGCGAAUGCAGUGCGACUUGUACUGGAUUUGGAGAAGGCACCGAAUCCCAUGGAGUUCACCAACUUGGUGGUCCGAACACCCAACAAGCAACGAGUUACAACGCAGACAUGGAGAUUUGAGAAUGGCCGAUUAAUGUGCCACGCCAACAUGUGUGUUCAGUCUCGUUUUGGGGAGAGCGGUCUGAAGCCGAACUACGAUGCAGUUGUGGGCCGAACGGAAAAUAAAUCAAGCUCCAGUAAGCAAAUACCGAUCGGGCAACACAUUGUGGCACAGAAACUAAGGCCUGGAUCGGGUCAGCUGGAGCUUUCAACGAGAAUGGAUGGACCCAUAUCCACGAUCGAAAUAUGUGAUAUUAAAAUUAAACAAAAUUCAGUAUUCUUAACACCCGACUUACUAUGGAUGCAUGCGUCUCUGAAUAAUAGGCAAAUUACGGAUAACGGAAAAGUAUCAUUUGUGCAUGAGUAUCUGAUCAAUGUGGAGCUCGUUAAGGGAAUCGGUAUAUCCAUCAUAGCUCGUAAGCCUUGUGAAGAAAUUAUGUUUAUCAGCCUCGAUAAAAUAAACUGCGAUAUAGUGCAGAGUGCUUUGGAAAAUUCCUUAGAUCUGAACAUUGCCUAUAUACAAAUCGAUAAUCAAUUGCUGGAUGCAGCAAGUCCAAUUGCGUUGCACACGCAAACUUCGAAUGAAUACGAUGCAAUUCAAAAUGCUGUGGUUCUCAAACUGAAAAUGUUACCUUCCCCCAAUAAGAACGCAAUCAUUUUCAAGUACUUAACCCUGGAUUUGAAGCCCUCAACUGCGAGUCUGGAGGAGAAACUGAUACUUAAAGUGGCUUCAUUCCUGGGUUAUGGCAAGAUCAACCGCCAGAACUUAAGUGUACAAUACCAAUUUGAGAACACAGAUGAUAAACCUAUUCUGCAGGAUAUGAAGAGAUACUAUUUUGAAAGUUUAUGUAUUGGCCCCACACAGGUUCGUGUUUCAGCAUUCACGUCUUCAAAGUUGCCGGUGGAAUUGCAUGAAACCAAAAAGGCACUUGGACUCACUCUUAUAAAAUUCGAAGAUGCCUUGAUUGAGCUGGACAGGUAUUCGGAUAGAUUGCACUUUCAGACAAUGGACGUUUAUCUGAAGGAAAUGAAGAAACACUACGUCAACCAAGUCAAAUGGCAUGCGGCUGCAAUACUGGGCAGUGUCGAUUUUCUUGGAAAUCCAUUGGGAUUUGCCAACGAUCUUUCUGAAGGUGUAUCUGGACUGAUUUUUGAGGGCUCUGUCAAGAGUUUGGUGAAAAAUGUUACGCAUGGCAUAUCGAAUUCGACGGCGAAGCUAACAGAAACGCUGUCCGAUAGCCUGGGAAAGGUUGUGCUGAAUGAUCACGACAAUGAGACGAGGCAACGCAUUCUGGAACUGCAGUCCAAUACAUCCGGAGGUCACCUUGCAGCGGGUCUGAAGGGACUGGGAUUUGGAUUGUUGGGCGGAGUGACGAGUAUUGUCCGACACACUUACGAUGGUGCCCAGGCCGAUGGCGUUCCUGGCUUCCUCAGUGGACUGGGAAAGGGCUUAGUGGGCACUGUCACCAAACCAAUCAUUGGAGUAUUGGAUCUGGCUUCGGAAACUGCAAGUGCGGUUCGAGAAACAAGCCGAGAUAGUCACAGAAAUGCUCCAGAAAGGAAAAGACUUCCCAGAUGUGUGACUGGUGCUCCUGGCGGUCUUUUGCCAUUGUAUUCCAAUCGCCAAAGCAAGGGACAACAGUAUCUGUACCUUAUCAAUCAAAAAAACUUUUCGGAAAAGAUCAUUUCAUACGAACCCAAUCUGUGGAGCGACAAGCAGGCUAGAUUGCGCUUACUAGUUUCUACCGAAUACGUACGAAUAUUUUCACUAAGCGACAGCAACCCAACCAUUGUGCUUGAAUGCCACGUUAGUGAGAUCCUUUCGUGCCAUCCACUGGUUACUAAUGCCGGCACAACGCCAUCUACGAGUAGCAGGGCGUCAGCGAGUCACUACAUCGAGAUAUCCACCAAUCUUCCAAAAAUUACCAGGCCGAGGAUUCGGUGUCGUUCUGAGGAAUGUGCCGAGGCAGCAUCAAGAUGCAUAAACUACGCUAAGAGUGUCUUUGAUGAACGUGAACAUGCCGUUUUAUAAAAUGCAAUAAGCCGGUUCGUGAUAAUAAACAAAAACCUUUUGACAACAAA